ACAAUACUAGCGACGAGCGACAACAGAUUGAGUUUUUAGGUGAGACCCGAAAGUUUUGUGAUCGCAUUUUCCGUUUCCAAAUUUCAUCUCAUUCGAAAUUGGAUUGCAGAUGGCAGACAAGAACGUAGACAAUACUUCGAACACCGCUGAUCACGCACAAAAGCAAACCAAAUUCGGUAUCGACAUUCCACUUUUUCCCUAUCAGGUUUUACAACUUCCAAURAUGAUACUCCGGGAUUCUCGACGAUUUUCGUCGACUUUAUUGUCCCUGUGUUGCUGUCUGUCUGCUGUUUUUUGGGUUUGUCCAAACCAAAGGCGAGGAAGUCUUCUCCUCGUGGAUUCUGCCGUAACGGAUGGAAGGCAUAGCUACAGCCUGACUACGUUUGAUCCGMAUGGAAAGUUGGGACAAGUUGAGAGAGCGAUGAUGGCUGCAUCUAUGGGGACUCCCAUUGUCGGAGUCAUCAAAGGAAACGAUAUCAUACUCGCAUCGCCGCAGAUUUUGCCGUCUCCCCUAAUGAAUGACGACGGUACCUCUCGGUUUGCUGUCGCGUCACCCCAAAUCAUUCUUGGACAMUCGGGAAUCGCAAGCGACGGGAGAGUGGUGGUAGAAAGUGCACAACGUUUGGCCAUUGAGCAUUCUUACACCUACGACGAACCUAUUCCAAUCGGCCUGUUCCUGGAGGAACUCUCUCUGUUGUUUCAGGCAUAUACCAUGAAACCAGGCGCCCGUCCCUUCGGCUGCACCCUUCUCGUAGGAUAUUUGCCGCCACCACGAGUCCGUUCCGCAACACAAAACACUGAUAAGCCUCGACUGUUCAAAAUAGAUUGUUCCGGAGCCGUAGUUGAGCUUGAUACGAUAGCUGUCAUCAAUGGUAAAUUCAAGGGAGAUAUCAACAGCAGGCUACUAGAUUUUUCGAAGCUAGACUAUGGCAAAGAAUCUAUCGGCAACAGCAACGACCACUUGGAGAAAGACAGAGAACUCAUAUCCCGAAUACUUCAAGAAGGGUUGCAGCAUGCUGUUACCAGUCGUAAUAAACAAACUCAGACGAAAUCGUCGCGCAGUGGAAAAAGCAGUUCUAGAAACACUGAAGAUGUGAUUAAGUUACCCCUGCGAAUCAUAAGCGCCUCUUUCGAUCGUGUAAACGGUUUCGAAGUCGAGCGACGAAUGGUAGGGAAUGGGUCAGAUCCAACGAUUCGACAAUGAAAGUAAGCCUAAUGCAGCCCGAGUGAAAGUCACGAUUCUUUGCAACCAGCAAUUAUUCUGAUAACACAAAAUAGUUUUUCGUGAGGAGAUAGGGCCCCAUAUGYUAAAAAGUCCUUAUUYAAUGUUCACGAUCUAUUCUAAGCUUCUAAAACGAGUUUUUCUUUCGGUGUUGGAGGCGGAUUAUUGGUGAAGUAGGGAUGAUCAAGAGCUUGCCGAGCGGAAAAUCUCAUAUUUGGAUCAAGCGUAAGGAGAGACCUCAGCAAGGAUAUAGCAUCCUUUGGAGCUGCUGUAAAUAUUUCGUCAAAGGGAAUAGCAGGAACAUCGUCCCAUAUUAAUCCUCUUGCACAUAAUGGUAGCGUGUUAUGGUCAGGCCAAUUUACGUCGGUGGGAGUCCCAAAGACGGUGAAGAUGGUGUCCAGUUGCGAAAUGUCCGAAUUUUUUCCUUGCAAAAAGGGCCGUCGCAAGAGCAAUUCUGCAAAGAUACACCCAACACUCCAAAUGUCAGCCGCCGAAGAAUAUUCGUAAGAUCCUAAGAGCAAUUCCGGGGGUUUGUACCACAGAGUGAUGGCCUGUGGAGAGAGCCGUGUUUUGGGUGUUCCGUACAUUCGAGCGAGACCGAAAUCACCCAAUUUCAUUGUUCCGUCCUUAAUAAAAAGCCUUUGAUUAU
Messenger RNA from Pseudo-nitzschia multistriata, 1871 nucleotides. NCBI's taxonomy places the organism in Eukaryota, Bacillariophyta, Bacillariophyceae, Bacillariales, Bacillariaceae. The record is from the annotation of a GenBank genome assembly.